This is a messenger RNA of Seriola aureovittata, 759 nucleotides long. RefSeq lists its product as uncharacterized. The record is from RefSeq and is a predicted model, not a curated record. Lineage: Eukaryota; Metazoa; Chordata; Actinopteri; Carangiformes; Carangidae. The coding region runs from base 51 to 593 and encodes 180 amino acids. The transcript is spliced from 9 exons.
UCAGGGACCGUCGUGUCCGGUCUGACCGCUGCUGCUGUGCGGAAAUUAAAAUGUCUAACGCAGGUAUUGAUAAAUCAUCACCAGUGUUAAAGGCCUGGAUCGCCCUGCGGCGGCUUGACAAAAAUGAUGACAGAGUGGUGGCUCUUCGAGAAGUAUCCAUUCCUCCAGUGGCUGAUGUCACCGUGAUCACACAGAUCAUCACUACUAACUUUGGGCUGAACUCUUCCGAUGUAAUUUUCAAGAUCAGGAACCACCAUGGCUGUCUGAUCCCUCUGAACAGCUCUAUCCCUGCUAACAGCAAGCACAUGCCUUACGUGCUUGAGGUAGCCAAGACCUUUCAGCAUGUGCGUCCCAAGCCCAGAACCAUUCCCAUGACUGUGAUCAACAAGAGCAUGAAGACCAGGCUACAGACUAUUGACAGGAGGAUUCAGAGACUGGAGGACCUUCUGCCUCAGAUCAAACUCAGGCACAAUGAAAAACUUGGCCAGGAGAUUGAAUGUCUCAACCAGAAGCUGAGGUUUCUUCAAAAGAGGAUGCAGGUUGCAGAGUCUCACAACUGGAAGGGGGUGCUGACCAGAGCCCCCCUGUGGUGAACCAACACCAAUAUUUCCAGCUGUUUUAGAAGACAACACAAGCUUCAAUCUUUGGGACUAUGGUUACACUCAUUCACUGCAGAUAUGAUCAUAUGGAUCAUGGAUUAUGAUGUGGAUGACCCUUGUACCUUGUUUACAUUUUAAUAAAGCGUGUCCGACCACAUGA